AUGCUAGGCCGUGUUAGUGUAUUGAGAUAUCGAAUGGCGGCCCCCGCCGAGCUCGCUGCGAUGGAUCCAGGCGUUUUGGAUGACAUCGAUGCGAUGGUGAAGGAUCAGGAGCGAGUGGUGAGUACAGCGGCUAGAUUAGAGUCAUUCUCUCCUAAUGGCUGCGAUCGAGAAGGAGAGGAAGCCUUUCCUCCAACCCUUCCUGUUCCCGCUCUUCCUCCGUCACCACUUUUCCGCCACCACUUUUCCGCCACCGCUUUUCCGCCAUCACUUUUCCGCCAUCACUUUUCCGCCACCCUCCUGUCCGCCUCUCUCCCUCCACCUCCGCUUUCCGCCACUCUCCCCCCCGCCACCCCCUUGUCCGCCAUUCUCUCGUCCCCGCUCCCCUCCGCCAGCCUCUCCUUCCUGUCGUCAUUCCCCACCUCUGGUUACUGGGAGCAGCACAAGGAGGAGGUGACAGCUGUUUGGGUCGUGUCGGGAUGGGUUAGUAAUGGAGAUGGGGUGAAAGUGAAAGCAGCAGAAGGAGCGACAGUGACAGCAGCAGGAGCGGAAGCAGAGAGGGCCGCAGGAGAGCAGCAGAUGGUGAAGGAGUUUCGCAUGCGGCUGGUGCCCUCUGCCCUCCUCGCCGGUAAUCCCUGUCCCCUGGUUGCUUGUUCUGAGUGCCGUCCGGCCCCCACCCAUCCAUCACAUCACUGCCGCCUCCCCCUGUCCCCCACCGCCGUGUGUUCUCCCCCCCCCCCUCCCCCCUGCAGUCUGAGUGCCGUCCAGCCCCAACCCAUCUGCCUGGAAACGCUUUCCAAGCGGCCCCACCCGUCCGCACACAUCACUGCUGCCUCUCCCAUCAUUUUUUUCCCCCACCGUCUGUGUUCUCUCCCUCUCCUCCUUUGCAGCCUGAGUGCCGUCAAGCCCCCACCCAUCUGCCUGGAUAUCCUGUCCAAGCGGCCCCACCCGUCCGCACACAUCACCGCUGCCUCCCCCGUGCCCUCGCGUUCUCCUGCUGCUGCUUCUCCCCCUGCUGCUGCUGGUGCUGGUGGUGCUGGUGCUGCUGCUGCUGCUGCUGGUGGUGCUGGUGGUGCUCCUGGUGCCGCCAAGAAAGAUCAGCACGGGCAGCAUCCGAAAGCAGAGGCGAGUCACUUGGGAAUCAGGCAGGAGAGGGAAGGAAGGAAGCAGCCAGGGCAACAAGAGGGGCAUGCGAAGCAGGCAGAGCUCGUGGGGUCUGUGAAGCAAGGGGCUGCAGGACUAGACGAGUCAGGAAAUACAGAUGUGAAGAGAUUGAAGGACAACAAGGGGAAGAAGAACACACUCAUGGGCAUGUGGAAGAAAUCAAAGCCCCAGAGCGAAGUGAAGGUAGAAAAGGGUGGAGAAGCUAAAGCAGUUGAAGAAGCUCCGUUUGGUGAGAUGAAGAAGGCUGAUAGAGUGCAAGGGCAGCGGAAGGGUGUGAAGGAGGAGGUGGUUGUUGGUGGUGGCAACGGUACUGCUAUCCUUGGUGUUGGUGGUGCUGCCAAUGCCAAUGGUGGUGGUGGUGGUGAUGAUGAUGAUGAGGAGGAGGGAGUGGGGUUCUUGAGAGGGGCCGGUGGGCGGUUGGGAAGGCAGGGUGCAAAGAAGAAACGGCGAUUCGCAGUGGAGGAUGAGGAGGACGAGGAGGAGGAGGAAGAGGGGAAAGGGGGAAGGGAGGGGGAGGAGGAGGGUAAGGAGGAGGGGAAUGAGAAGAGGAAAGAGGAGGGGAAGGAGGCGGAUGAGGUGAGGAUGGGAAAAGAGGUGGCAGAGGAAAUGAACAUUGGGGCCGUGGAUGAAGGACAUGAAAUUGCAGAGGUGGAAAAGGAUGUGAGGGAGGGGAAGGAGGGAGAUGGAGAGGUGGGAGGAGAGGGAGUGAAUGGAGAUGAGGGAAGGGAGGGAGAAACACUUGUGAAAGAAGAGGCUGAAAUGAGCCAACAGGAUGAAGAGGAGGGAGGGAAAGCGGUUGAUGAUGAUGAGCGGGAUGAUGGGCAAAACGGAAGAUGUAGGCCUGAUGAACUGAAAGGAGGAGGGCGGAGUGGCAAGAAGGUUAAGAUUGAACACGAGGGUGCGGAGGGAGCAGCCUUUGGAGCUGAUUCUAUCCGUUUGAUGAAGAAGGGGCGGAGAGGAGAUGAGGCGAGGGGCCAGGAAGAGGUGGUUGAGAGAGGCGAGGAAGUGAAGGGAGGAGGAGGAGGAGGGCGAGACGAACGGAGAAAGGCUGUUGUAAGUGAGGCUGGUGUGGGGAAACAGGAUGGGCCUGAAGGGGCGAUCACUACUGAGGAGGGGAAGGGAGAGAAGGGGGUGAAGGUGAAGCGAGAGCACGAAGCAGCAGAGGGAGGAGCUUUUGGUGCGGACUCAAUUCGGCUGAUGAAGAAAGGGCGGAAAGGAUGUGCUGAAAAGGAUGAGGAGAAGAAAGAGCAGCGGAGACUAAGUGGAGCUCUGAAGGGGAAGAAGGAGGAAGAGGAGGAGGAAGAGGGAGAGGGGGACGCGUCAGAAGGGGAGGAAAAGAAAGAGAAGGAGGUGAAAGAGGAGGACGAGAUGGCAGAGGUGGAGUGUGCAGUGAGGCUUACACCGAAAGGGGCUGGUGGGAUGAAGGGGAGGAGUGGAGGGGAGAGACGGAUGGUGGAGGUGGACGAGUUUGGGAAUGAAGUGGUGGCAGCAGCCGUGGACCGUGCAGGGGAGGGGGAAGGGAAAAGUGAAGGGGACAUUGAUACGGAUGGAGGAGCGAUGGAGACAGGGGAGCAUUGCAACACACCAGAGGAGCCUGUGCCGAAGCAGAGCACCAGCGAUGCUGGGGAAGGGAGGGGGGGAGGGGAUGUCAAUAGGGAUGGGGGAAUGGGGGGAGGGGAGCCUCGCAGCACACUAGAGGAGCCCGAUGCGCUGAAGCAGAGGUCAAGCCGCGGACCGUCCGAUUUGAUUCAGCAGCCGGGCGGGGGAGACGCGGGGGCGGUCGGAACGGGGGGAGGCGGAAUGGGGGAGGCGCGGGAGGCGGAGAUGCGGAGGGAGAAGGAGGAGGCGAACCUGGGCGUGGGGGGGAAGGGGGAAAGGGGAGGGGGGGGGGAGCUAAGGGAGGUCGGGGAAGAAUGCGCGGAUGGAUGCUCUCCCCCAUGCACGCCGCUGCACAGCAUGGGCUGGGGGGUGAGUUGGGGGAGGGGAGGUGGGAGGGGAGGAGGGGGAGUGAGGAAGUUGGGGAAGCGACCAGGAGAGGGAAGAGGAGGGAAGGGGGGGGGAGAGAGGGAAGAGGGGGGAAGUGGGGGGGGAGAGAGGGAAGAGGGGGGAAGGGGGGAGGUGGGUCAGAAGGACGGGAGAGGAAAGGGGAGGAGCCGUGCCAAGUCAUGUGUUGACGUGCAUGUGGGCACGAUAGGCCCGGGGAAGGUGCGAGGAAACCACCGCCACCACACCAAGAGCGAGUCCUUUCUCAUCUGGGGGGCCGACGCUCGCAUCCGGAUUGAGAACCCGUCGUUGCCAGCCGGAUAUGCCGAGGUGAUGCUGGAUGCUGCUGACGUGGCAGUCUUCACAGGGCCAGCUGGCAGGGCACACGCGCUGGAGAAUGUGGACAAGCAAGGCCGUACGCUCAUUUUGUCUGCAUGUGCGGAUACAGAGUGGGAUCCUGCCCACCCCGACACAGACUAUCACAUCUGGAAGGACAUGUGA
Messenger RNA from Closterium sp. Naga37s-1, 3645 nucleotides. NCBI's taxonomy places the organism in Eukaryota, Viridiplantae, Streptophyta, Zygnematophyceae, Desmidiales, Closteriaceae. The record is from the annotation of a GenBank genome assembly.